AUGAAAGGUACCCUGGGCAAUAAAGGCGAAACUGGAGAAAAAGGCACUCUGGGCGAUAAAGGAAUGACCGGCGAAAAAGGAACGUUAGGCGAUAAAGGUGUUACAGGUAACAGAGGACCAACAGGUGCUAAAGGAACAUCAGGCGACAAAGGAAUGACAGGUGAAAAAGGAACACUAGGCGAUAAAGGUGCAAAGGGAAUGAAAGGCGAGACAGGCUACAAAGGAAUGAAAGGAGUUAAAGGCAUUACUGGUGAAAAAGGAACAUUCGGAGAUAAAGGUGUGACGGGUGAGAAAGGAGCACAAGGAGAUAAGGGUAUGACAGGUGUAAAGGGAACAGAAGGGGACAAAGGAAUGAAAGGAACAGAAGGAGAUAAGGGUGCAACAGGUGGACCAGGGGAUAAAGGAACACAGGGAGACAAAGGUUUGAAAGGAGAGACUGGCCAGAAAGGUACACAAGGAGACAAAGGAAUGACCGGCCAAAAAGGAACCGUAGGCGAUAAAGGUGCAAAGGGAAUGAAAGGCGAGACAGGCUAUAAAGGAAUGAAAGGAGUUAAAGGUAUGACAGGUGAAAAGGGCACACAAGGAGACAAAGGAACGACUGGAUUGAAAGGAACGCAAGGAGACAAAGGAAUGACAGGAGAAAAGGGAACGCAUGGUGAUAAGGGAACCUCUGGGACAGGAAUGACAGGCGAAAAGGGAACACAAGGAGAUAAGGGAAUGAUAGGAACACAAGGCGACAAAGGCAAAACAGGUGAUAAAGGUACACAAGGCGACAAAGGCAUGACAGGAAUAAAGGGUACACAAGGCGAUAAAGGAAUGGCAGGAGAAAAAGGAACAUUAGGUGAUAAAGGUACAAAGGGAAUGAAAGGCGAGGCAGGCUAUAAAGGAAUGAAAGGAAUGCAGGGAAUGAAAGGAGUUAAAGGCAUGACUGGCGAAAAGGGGACUCAAGGAGACAAAGGAAUGACUGGAAUGAAAGGAACGCAAGGAGACAAGGGAAUGACCGGAGAGAAAGGUACACAAAGAGAUAAAGGAAUGAAAGGAAAUAAAGGAACGCAAGGCAAAGGAACACAAGGAGACAAAGGAAUGACUGGAGAAAAAGGAACUCUAGGAGACAAAGGGAUGACUGGAGAAAAAGGAACAUUGGGAGACAAGGGAAUGAUUGGUGAAAAAGGAACACUAGGAGAUAAAGGUAUGACUGGAGCGAAAGGAACCCAGGGAGACAAAGGAAUGACAGGUGCCAAAGGAACACUGGGCGACAAAGGCAUGAUAGGAGGAAAGGGAACGCAAGGUGAUAAGGGAAUGACAGGAAAUAAAGGUACACAAGGUGACAAAGGAAUUGAGGGAACUCAGGGCGACAAAGGACAGACUGGAGAGAAAGGAUCUACCGGCGAUAAAGGAACAGAUGGUGACAAAGGUUCAACAGGAGAAAAGGGAACGUUAGGAGACAAGGGGAUGACCGGAAAUAAAGGGACACAAGGAGAUAAAGACUGUAAAGAAUUACGCUGGAAUCCAGAACCAGAUCUACAAUGCUAUCAAAAAGAUUACAGCCAAGACGAGUUCCCCAUCAAAACACAGCCGAUAUAG
Molecule: messenger RNA, 1584 nt
Organism: Mytilus californianus (California mussel)
Lineage: Eukaryota; Metazoa; Mollusca; Bivalvia; Mytilida; Mytilidae
Product: collagen alpha chain-like
Exons: 4
Coding region: 1-1584 (527 amino acids)
Source: RefSeq, a predicted model, not a curated record